AUGAUGAUUAGCAUCAUCUUACUUGUCGGGAUGGUUGCAUUUCUAUCCAUAACCCAAUCAAGUGCUUACAACUGUGACAAUGCCUUCCAGCCUUUUCCCGAUACCCCCAACUCAGUUGCGUGCCAAAACGGCCUCGUGGUGCGUAAGUGUGAUCUGGACCAAUGUAUGACAAUCGGGCCGUACGGUCUCAAACCUCUAUCAUCUUGGGUAUUCUCAGAUUGUCUGCGCGUCCCAACAGGUCGGGUCAAAUACCGAGUCCAAGUAAAGCACUUUACUGUCAAUGGUGCGCUUAAGAGAUACGAGAUUUGGGGUCACAAGUUUUGGCUAAAGACCUCCAUCCUGUCCCCUUAUUUAACGCAAUACUACUGCCCCAUGAGUCACGAAAACCUGCGGAGGGCUACUUGCCCCGAGAACAAAUGUGACCCCGUCUAA
Puccinia graminis f. sp. tritici CRL 75-36-700-3 is the source of this 432-nucleotide messenger RNA. RefSeq lists its product as uncharacterized. The transcript is spliced from 5 exons. NCBI's taxonomy places the organism in Eukaryota, Fungi, Basidiomycota, Pucciniomycetes, Pucciniales, Pucciniaceae. Bases 1 to 432 code for a protein of 143 amino acids. The record is from RefSeq and is a predicted model, not a curated record.